AUGGUUGGCUUUGAUUUCCCAUACGUGGUACCCAAUGACUUAAAUAAAUCAAUGAAAUUCGGUUAUAAAAAUGAGUAUCGACAAUUAUACUCGUAUUCGUCAUACUAUGCUGUACACUUUGAGAAAGGGGGGAAAGCAGCACAGUCAUUUCCCUAUCUCAACGAACUUUUCGAUGAGGGCAUAAUAAGCGAAUGUCGAUGCAGGGAAUUGUUUGCCCAUUUCAAAUCAAGCGAGACUAGCUUGGAGGAUAAGCCAGGAAGAGGUCGACCAUCGUAUUUCGAUGACCAGGUACUUUUGGCAGACAUAGAAAGGGAUGAAAGCUUGACAACUCGAAUGCUAUUCGACAACUUCAAUGUGGAUCAUUCAACUAUCGUUCGUAGUCUCAAAAAGCUUGGAAAGGUAUGGAAAUUGGCUGGAUGGGUCCCUCAUGAACUCAGCGAUAACAAUAAAGCCAAAUGUCUCCGAAUCUUUCCCGAUUUGCUUCAACAAAACGAGCGGAGUCCGUUUCUAAAGGAUCUUGUCACUAGGGAGGAAUCAUGGCUUCUCUUUAAAACCCUCAAAAGAAAAAAAGUCUGCGCUUCGCCAAAAGUUUCACAAAAAGGAAUAACGAAGGAUGUGAACUAUAAGAAGACAUUAUAA
Molecule: messenger RNA, 639 nt
Organism: Argiope bruennichi
Lineage: Eukaryota; Metazoa; Arthropoda; Arachnida; Araneae; Araneidae
Product: histone-lysine N-methyltransferase SETMAR-like
Exons: 2
Coding region: 1-639 (212 amino acids)
Molecular function (GO): nucleic acid binding
Source: RefSeq, a predicted model, not a curated record